ACUUAUCAAGAAGGACAGGUCAUCCUGAAUCUCGUCCAUGCAAGCAAGAUCUGGAUGUCCAUCAAAAGAAACCAUUAUAUGGUCCGUGCAUCAUCUUCCAUGAAGUGAAUCUUCUCAACACUUCCAAGGAAAAACUGCCUUCGAUUUCAACUGUUUAUAAACUUCUUUUAUGUACAUACUUACUAGGUAUUAUUUAUUGCUGUCAUCUAUUACUUGAUCUAGUGGUCAUAUAAGCAACAGGUUACCUGUAGCAUACCAACGAUUCACCUACGCUUUUUCCUAGUUUCCAACUUCAGCUUACUUCACCUAUCAUCCAACGACGUUCAUGUGAGGAAGUUGACCAGGAGACAAAAUGGCAAACAGGAAAGAAACCAACGUAUCCAAAAAUGAGGGCUACCUAUCAGAUGAAUCAGAUUUCUAUGGUAAUACAACCCUAUAUAUUACUUCAUCCCAUUAUUAACCUUCAAACAGGUGAUUCGACAACCAAAGAAUCAUUCGAAGAUCGUGCUUCGGAAUUUAAUGAUGCAGCAUAUUGGAAAAAUCAUCAACCAUCCCUGACCGAAAAGGCAGAUGCGAAUGUUGCCCAAGCUCUUGCAAGUCCACCACCAAAAUCAACCAUGUAUAAUCCGUAUGCAGGUCAAGAAUGUGCAUGGCAACUUGAAGAGAGCGUUGAAGCUUUUCUAAAACGAUUACCACCAAAGACGACUCAAGUUUCUGAAUCGAUUCCAUGGAUAUACAUUACCAAUCCCUUCCGUGAGGCACCGAAACGUAUUGCAAUACAUGAAGAAGCUCCUCUCGAUAAAGAUAGCGAGUGAGUACAUUUUGUGUACAUGGAGUCUCAAUGAGCAGUUUCCGUAUGCUGAUUUGCAUAAACAGCUGGGGAAAAUGUGUAUUCGAAGGGAAUCGUUUACUACAGGAGCUAAAAACUCUUCGAAACACAAUUGAGAAGGAAAAUGCUGGAAAAUCCACAGUUGCAAUCACUCGGUUGAUAGACAAAGGGAAAGAAGUUAUUGUGCAGAAAAUUUUAGAUACAGCAGUUGAUUGUCAAUGUACUACUGGGAAGGUAUGUUUUAUGUCUCGCUUAUAUGUUACUCCUGAGACUUCUUUGCUCUCAAUUCGAUGCUCACCUGAGUGGCUCUCGGAUAUUUUCAAUACCUAUGUGAUAUUCACAUCCGAAGAAGAAAAUCACCCCGCUCGGGAAUUUCAUCUUGCUUCUUUUCCUCAUCUCAAAUUCCAAAUCUAAUUUCUAACUCGUUUUUCGUAAGUGGAUGAUUUUCUGUCUUCCCUCUGAAGUAAACGAGAUCUGGUCCGCAAUCGCAAAAUCUACCUCAACCAAUUCCCUCGGCAUAGGCGCCAAAGUAGCACCCGAUGAUGGAUCCGGCCUCCUUCAGAAAACUCGACUCAUAUGUGUCUAUACCGAGAACUUUUCAGAUAAAAUGGAUGUGUAUCGAGUCUUGAAAGCUAUUAAGGAAUUAGGGUUAGUAGAUAAAACAAAGAGGGGUGCGAUUUAUUAUAAAGCCGGUAUGUUCCCCUUUGAUUCUCUCGUCCUCCCCUCCGAUGAAAAUGGAAGGUAAUACAUAAUUGUGUGAAGAUAAAAAAACUAACCUGCACAUCCUUUUUCAUUUGAAAUAGAUGUAUACACCUACCUACAACUCAACUCCUCCAAUCCCUACGACAUCAAAGCCUCUCUUUACAAUUCCCAAGAAUUUUUCAAAGAUCCCCCUCAACCGAAUUCCAAUACAAAACCUAAAACUCGACCCAUAAAAAAAGAAAAUGCGAAAGUAGAUAGCUUCUUUCGGAAAAUCAAGAAGGAACCUAGUGAUGUGGCUAUGCAUUAAUUAGGUUAAUUAUGAAUGAGUUGAGUUGAGUAGGUAGAUUUGCUCGGAGGUAGGGAAUUUGUGAAGUUACUUUCCUAGCCUUGGGCUUCGUUUAGGGAUAUGGAUGGAUGGAUGGGGAGUUAGGAUGUUGUAGUCCUUGCUUGGGAGAUUUCUGUGGCAGAUGAAAUUAAGUUGAAUUUUAACCAUCGAGUCGAGAACAUACUAGCUAGAUACCCAAGAGGUAUAGUGUCUGCUUCGAACAUAACUUUUGCGUGACUAUAUCAGGGAUAAGGUGAUCAGUG
Messenger RNA from Sclerotinia trifoliorum, 2119 nucleotides. The record is from the annotation of a GenBank genome assembly. Lineage: Eukaryota; Fungi; Ascomycota; Leotiomycetes; Helotiales; Sclerotiniaceae.